AUGACUUUUGCACUGCACUAUGAACAAAUCAAUUCUAGCUUUCAAACGAGAAGAACUGAGAUGCUAGAUGUUAUGACAAAUGCAUUUCCGAGUUUAGCAGAUGUUCAUAGAAGAAAAUGGAGAGUUCUUCAAUUAAAAAAUGCAAUAUCAGAUAUUAAGGAAACAAUUGCAGCAUGUAACAUGCAAAUUGAUAAAGAAAGAGCUCUGUUGGAUGAAUAUCAUUCAGAAAAUACUCGACUUUCGGCCCAAGAAAUCAAACUCACCGAAGACGUAAAAUUAUUAGAAGGUGUUACAGGAAUGGAAGCAAUUUUACCUAGUGAUGGUGAUGCACAGCUUUUGACAGAAAUAAAAUCUAUCUCAGAUCAAUUUCGUGAUAAUUCAUCCGAUUUUUAUUUUGAAUUAGGUAGUAUCAAUCAAGAGCUUAAAUUUGAUGAAUCAAUACGAAAAGAAUCCAAAAUGAUGGUUUCGACAUUACAAGAUUUUAUCGAUGUAACAUUUGAUACUAGAGCCAAUGAUGCGAACUUAUCAAGAAAAAUUGAUGAUUUAUCAAUCCAUGCUGAAGAAUUAAAGCACAAAGUUGAAGAUGAACAUGCUCGUUUCAAUAGAAAAUUCAAAAAUGCAAAAAAAGCAGCUCAGGAUGAGUACGAUCAAAAGCAAGAUGUUUUGAUAGAAAAACUCGAUGGUCUUAAGAAAGAAUAUCAAGAAAUUAAAAAGAAUUCAAAAGAUAUCCAAACAGAUUUAAACAAACAGAUAUAUGUUUAUGAAGCACGCCAGAAAGCGUUAAGUAAAAGAUUCAAGAAUAAGAGCUCAUACAACGACGCCUUGAAAGAAAACUUAAGAAGGCGUGCAAUGACUCUAGAAUUCGACCUUGAUAGACUAGAAAAUAGACUUCGCAUGAUCAAGACUUAUCCUACUACUGCUGAUCAGAGUUUAAUUAAUUAUAGUUUAGUUAUAGGUGAUAAAUCAAUUUUGAUUAGAGAAGCUAUUGCUCAUAUGAGAGAAGAAAUAUCUCAACUAAAUAGUAUGGUCCGCAAUAGCAACUAG
Messenger RNA from Trichomonas vaginalis G3, 1044 nucleotides. RefSeq lists its product as uncharacterized. NCBI's taxonomy places the organism in Eukaryota, Parabasalia, Trichomonadida, Trichomonadidae. Bases 1 to 1044 code for a protein of 347 amino acids. The transcript has a single exon. The record is from RefSeq and is a predicted model, not a curated record.